Molecule: messenger RNA, 3476 nt
Organism: Stegastes partitus (bicolor damselfish)
Lineage: Eukaryota; Metazoa; Chordata; Actinopteri; Pomacentridae
Gene: khnyn
Product: KH and NYN domain containing
Exons: 9
Coding region: 301-3294 (997 amino acids)
Cellular component (GO): nucleus; cytoplasmic ribonucleoprotein granule
Molecular function (GO): RNA endonuclease activity; mRNA binding
Source: RefSeq, a predicted model, not a curated record
UUAGUUUCGGUUUGGUGUCCGGGGCUUUUCUCCGCUCAUGUGAUGUCCGGUCCCGGCGCGGGCUUCCUCCCCACGCGUCCCGCCGCCGCAGCGCCAGCAGGGCCGCCGGAGGCUCCGUGACUCUCAGCCCACCGGAGCGAGCAGCGAGCGUUGCAACAUGUGUUCAACUUUGGACUCGUAGAUUCUCUCCUUGUUGUUCCGUGAGGCGGAAGCGAGCUGCGCUGCCUUCACGGAGCUGCUGCUGGAAACGAAACUUUGACUGCGCACACAGAUCGAGCUCACUAUGUCACAGAACAAGUGAUGGACGGCGAGAGAAGUGACGUCGGUGGAGGAGGAGGCGGCGGAGACCCGGAGGUGGAGGAUGAGUUUGCGUGUGCCGGGAUGCUGCGAGGAUAUCUGACCUCCCUGCACGGCUCCGUGGAGCGAAUAUUCACGGUGACGUUCAGGAUCGGGGCCGACGAUCUGCCUCACGGUGACGACGGUCAGAUAUGGCUGAAGCUACGAGGGCCGAGCUCCAACGUGAAAGCUGCCAAACUGUUUGUGAAAGGAGUUGUGAACCAGGAGGAGCAGCAGGAGGUUUCGUAUCCUGGGGUCCUUCACUGUGUCUUCUGUGGAGCCAGAGGGCUGUUCGUGGACAGCCUGGUUAAAAACACCUCAGCUCAUAUCGUGGUCGGCUCUCCAGGAUCCCUGCUGAUAUCAGGUCUGGCGGAGCCAGUGGUGCGAGCCUAUUCUCUCAUCGCAGACCUGGUGGAGCGCUAUGAGGGCACACAGUCCAGACGCCCUGAGACCGGAGACAGAGGUUCAGGGGAAUCUCUGGAUUCACGCCGGGCCUUUAAAACUCUGGUGGAGACAUGGGAGGACAGGCACAUCCUGGAUCUUCUUGUACUGCCAGUGUCAGUGAAGGAAAUCCUCCUGGAUUUGGUGAAAGAAGCAGGACUUGGAUCAAACCCAAAGCCGAUGCCGACUGGUGUGAAAACACAGGAAAGAUCUCAGACAGUUUCAAAGGGUCGACAGGACAAACAAAGGACCACGAAGCAAACACUCCACAAUCCUUCCAGCACUGCUGAUCGUUGGGCUGAAGGGAUGACUGCAGGAAAAGACUCUGCAGGCACUGACUCCUUCUUCCAGCCUUUUUCCUCCUCUGCAGGAGGCAGAGGAAGGGCAGAGGGAGCUGAGGAAAGACUCACACAUUCUCCACAGGAGGUGGGAGAGGAGGAGCAGGUGGAAGCGUUUGAUACCAGGCUGAAGGACGGGCGAGAGAAGAAUGGAGGGCAGGAGGCGCCGCUGUCAACUGGAAACAAGGAGUUCUUGCUUCUUUUAAAGUUCUUCACAGUCAUGGGCUACAGCGAGGACGUCGUGAGACGAGUCCUCGCCCGGACAGGACCUAAAGAGGCGUCGCAGAUUCUGGACUUGGUUCAACAGGAGCAGGAUCGCAGUGAGCAGAACAGUCAGCAUGUCCCAGACCCGAAAAAUGAAGACGGUGUCGCCCUGGAUCACAUCGAGAGGAACCGACCCUGCGAGACGGAGCACAGAGAGGACGAGGGAGCAGUGGGAGGAGGAGAGCAGGUCCUAAGUAGUAAUGGAGAAGCUGGAGACGGAGGAGAGGGCAGCACCACGGGAAGCUCCGGAGGCUUUCAGAAAGAAGGCAGUGCAGAGGAGAAGGAGGCGGGACAAGAGGAAGACUUUGUCCUGGGAGUGUUGAAGAAAGCAGCGGCCAGCUGUGGGUACGACGAGCAGAACGUAGCCAAAGCCUACAACAUGUUCCCUGAACGAUCCACUCACGAGCUGCUGCUGGAGCUGCAGAGGGAGGGCAGCAGAGAGACGGACGCCUUCAGGGCAGAGCCGAGGGAGAUGGACGAUGUGGUGCUGGAGGACGGGCCGAAAGACAGACCAGCAGAGGUCGGAGCCAGAGGAGAAGUUGACCUUUUUUUACCUGCAGAAAGGAGAGAAACUGGUGAGAAAGGACAGAUCAACCUUACUGCGCCUAAAGCAGAUCCAGAUGUAUUUUCUUGCAUUAACAAUCACCAGCACACCUCCCAUCCAAAGCAACACCAGACUUCAAAGUCACAAACUCCUCACCAAGUCAUCCUUCCUGAAGUCAAAGGGCCUCCCAUGCCUGUUUACACCUCCUCCCUGGAUCUUCCACUCACCAACUUACAGUCCAACAAGCAACAUGCUCAACCCAUCUACUGGCCCAAUCAGUCGCCCUCAAAGCAAAACCAUCACCACAACCCGAAGCCCCAGUCGGCUUUAAAACAAGCCCUUCAAGCUCCUCAGCCUGCCGCCUUCGCCAACAAGGACUCGUCUCCCACCAGAGCGAGGGACAGACGGGGCUUCACGUCUUCAGUGGUGGUGACGGGAGAGCAGCGUUUCCUGGAAGGCCUGCAGAUGCCCUUUGAGCUGAAGCUGACCGAUAAACCCGGAGACCCCAAACUGAGGACGAUCGUCAUCGAUGGCAGCAACGUGGCCAUGAGUCACGGUUUGGGUCAUUUCUUCUCCUGUCGGGGAAUCGCUCUGGCUGUGCAGCACUUUUGGGACCGAGGCCAUCGUAACAUCAGCGCUCUCCUGCCGCAGUGGAGACAGAAGAGUGACCCCAAGAUCAAAGAGCAGCACUAUCUGACGGAGCUGCAGAAGGUCGGCGUGGUCUCCUACACCCCCUCCAGGGAGGUCCAAGGCAAGCGGAUCAGCUCGUAUGACGACAGACUAAUACUGCAGCUGGCACAAAAGACGGGCGGAGUGAUCGUCACCAACGACAACCUGAGAGACCUCUCAGAUGAGUCUCCUGCGUGGAGGAACAUCAUCAAAAAUAGACUCCUGCAGUACACGUUUGUCGGAGAUCACUUCAUGGUUCCUGAUGACCCUCUGGGCAGAGGAGGGCCUCACCUGGACGACUUCCUACGUUCAGAGCACAGAACUCCUCAUCCAGGCAAUCACACUUUUGCCGGUGUGCCCACAGCUUUCCCAACUUCCGAAGUGCCCCGCUCCCAGACGGAGGUCUUGAACUACCGAGACCGGGCAGUAGGAGGCGCUCUGGAUGCAUCGGGUGGACGAGGAGGCCGGGGUAGAGGGAGAGGACACCAGAGGGGCUGGGAGCCGGGACACCAGCACAGGCAGCAUGUAGCUGCAGGUGCUGCUGUGGACAGGAGUCCAGAGGAAACAGCGGCGCUGAGAGAGCAGCUCUGUCAGGUUUUCCCUGGUCAGGACAACAUGGUGACUCUGGUGCUGCAGUGUCACCCGGCAGAGACGGACAUCAAUGUGCUGUCCGAUCUGAUCCUGGAGCAGCAAAAGGACUAGAAAUACGUGAGCUUUAGGGUUAAUGCAGACUUUUCUUGCUGAAGUUUGUCAUAGUUUUGUUGAUUUAUUCAUGCUUCCUAUCAAACUACAUACAAACACUGAUCCAGUCAUGGGGCUGCAGGGUGGCGCAGUUGGUUAGCACCGUCACCUCACAGCAAGAAGGUCGCCAGUUUGCAUCCUGG